UAAAACUUCAACAAAAAAUAAUAAAAAUUAAAAAAAAUAAAAUUAAGGCAAAAAUCUUGUGACUACCAAAUUUCUACAAUUGAACUAUUUUGAGAGCUAAUCGAGAUAAAGCAGGGACGACUUCAAGAUGUCAGAUCGCAAGGCAGUGAUUAAGAAUGCUGAUAUGAGCGAGGAGAUGCAACAGGACUCGGUCGACUGUGCUACCCAGGCAUUGGAGAAGUACAACAUCGAGAAGGAUAUUGCUGCCUACAUCAAGAAGGAGUUCGACAAGAAGUACAAUCCCACCUGGCACUGCAUCGUGGGUCGCAAUUUCGGUUCCUAUGUGACCCAUGAGACACGCCACUUCAUCUACUUCUACUUGGGACAGGUGGCCAUCUUGCUCUUCAAGAGCGGUUAGACCCAACAUUGGGGCACUCACACCAUACCGAUACGUUCCAUAUUCGAUCGGAAAACGAGCCCCAACUAACCUGAAAAAAAUGAAUCAAAUAAAACACAUUCUGGAUGAGGCGAACACAAACAUAUGAAAUAUAACUGUUUAAAUUACAAUUCAUAAUUCUCCCAAAAAUGGUCUUUUUGUAAAACAAAAUUCCAUAAAUUUCUGUGAAAUUGAACACAUUUCAAAUUAUAAUAAAGGAUUUUUUGUUGAAAGGGAAAAAGUCGUUAAUGUAUUUAUUUAUUUAUCGCAAAAA
Molecule: messenger RNA, 689 nt
Organism: Drosophila arizonae
Lineage: Eukaryota; Metazoa; Arthropoda; Insecta; Diptera; Drosophilidae
Product: dynein light chain 1, cytoplasmic pseudogene
Source: RefSeq, a predicted model, not a curated record